GCAAAUGAAGUUUAUUAAAUGCACCAGUCUUUGCUCCAGGAGCUGGAAUGAAACAAUUCCUACUAGAAAGAUUUUAUAUUCUAAUGGAUUGAGACAACAAUUCACAAAUCAAAAUAUACACAGCAUAAAUGAAAAGUUGACAAAUAUAAAUUUAUACAACGUAAUUAAUAAAAGUUAAUUUGAAAGGGAGGACAUUAGACUUUGAAGAGAUUUAGAGAUUUUACGCAGAACAUGGUCUUUGAGCUGCAUUUUAAAAAGAGAAACUAUUUGAUCGAGAUGAAGAGGUUCUUUCUAGGCAUGUGGGACAACCAGGUCAAAGGCAGAGUCAGAAGAUGGAGUGACUGGUGUGAGUUUGGCUGGAUCGGAGAAUGAGGGUAGAAUGUCAUAGAAGCAGGUGACCAGUGGUUGUUUGCAUAACUUGCAUUACUCUAGGAGAGAGGAUGGCUGAAUCGGGAGGUAAUCCUCACCAAGAGUAGCACCUGCCCCUUACUGUUUUUCUUCAAUGAACCCUACUCCCUACCCCUAGCGCCAUCCCUCCCUCCCCGCCCCCAUGCCUCUGCUUCUAAGCAAGUAAAAUUACCCGGGCUAGAGAAAAGAACUGCCUUUCCUACCCCGUCCUAUUGAUGAACUAUGCACAAUUGGUAUCUCUCCUUCCACCUUCCCCGUUCCUCCUCUCUACCUAGUUCCUUCAACACCAACCCCUCUCUAGCUCCUAGCCCAACCAUCACUCUCACCCCUUCUUCCUCUCCCCAAAGCCUAACACAGCAAUUCAUUCUCCUUUACCCGCAGGUGAUGUCAUGCCCGUUGUUUUGGUACGACCGACCAAUAGGACUCACCUCCUGGAUUCUACAGGAGCCGAGAUGGGCCCUUCCUCACACCAGCAGCAGGACUCCCACCUCUCUACCAUAACGCAUUGCGCAGAGUGCACCACCGUCUGGUCUCCCUGCAGCUUUAACAGUUCUGAUAUGGAAACCCCAUUGCAGUUGCAGCGAGGCUUCUUUCCGGAGCAACAGCAGCAGCAGCAAAAUCAGCAACAGCCGAAGCAGCUGACUCAAGACAAACCGUGCCUAUCCUUCCAGCAGCACUCAAAGCAACAUUACUACCAUCACCACCACCACCAGCAGCAGCCACAGAUACACCAGUGGCAGCCGGGCAGUAGCGGCAGUAGCUCAUGCCUUCAGUGCAACAGCUGCGCCUCCUCCAGCGCCCAGGUGGCGGGGGGAAGGGUGGGGGAUAAUCUGCCUCUGCUUCUCCGCACCUCAUCACCUGGCAGCGCUUUUGGAACCCGCAACUCUUCUCCUGUUUCCACUUCAUCCUGCUGCUGCUGUUCUUCUCGGAGGGGCAGCCAGCUCAAUGUGAGUGAGUUGAAUCCAUCUAGCCAUGCCAGUGUCUCCAGGAAGCAGCAGCAGCAGCAGCAGCAGCAGCAGCAGCAGCAGCAGCAGUUUGCACAAUACCAAUACUCUUCCCAAUACCACCAGUGCAGCCUGCAGCAGGCUGCUAGCCCCACUAGCAGCCUCAGAAGCAGCGGCGGCGGCAGCGGGCACCCCCACCACCACCAUCAUCACCAUCACCACCAGCAGCUGCAGCAGGGUCGCCGGGAAAGCAACCCCUUCACUGAAAUAGCCAUGAGCAGCUGCAGGUACAACGGAGGAGUAAUGCGUCCACUCAGCAACUUAAGCUCCUCCCGCAGGAACCUGCAUGAAAUGGACUCAGAGUCUCAGCCCCUGCAACCCUCGGGGUCUGGUGGCUGCAGGUCCUCUCCCCCAACUGCAGCGGUACCUGCUACUGCUGCUGCCCCAUCUUCCUCAGCUCCGGAGAUAGUAGUGUCCAAACCUGAGCACAAUAACUCUAACAACCUAGGACUGUUAGGAAGUGGAAGAUUAGGAGGAGGUGGGAGUGGGAAAAUCACUAGACCGAGCAGCAGAUGCAGCAAGUUUAGCAAGAAGAAAACCCAGAACAUAGGUUACAAACUAGGCCUUCGGCGAGCGUUAUUUGAGAAGAGAAAGCGGCUCAGCGACUACGCUCUCAUCUUCGGCAUGUUCGGGAUUGUGGUCAUGGUCAUUGAGACUGAGCUGUCCUGGGGCGCCUACGACAAGGCAUCCCUGUAUUCCCUAGCUCUGAAAUGCCUUAUCAGCCUCUCUACAAUUAUCCUGAUUGGUCUUAUUAUUGUGUAUCACGCCAGGGAGAUCCAGUUGUUCAUGGUGGACAAUGGAGCAGAUGAUUGGAGAAUAGCCAUGACUUACGAGCGUAUUUUUUUCAUCUGCUUGGAAAUACUGGUGUGUGCUAUUCAUCCCAUCCCUGGAAAUUAUACAUUCACAUGGACAGCCCGGCUUGCCUUCUCCUAUACCUCAUCCACAACAACUGCUGAUGUGGAUAUCAUUUUGUCUAUACCAAUGUUCUUAAGACUCUAUCUUAUUGCCAGAGUUAUGCUUUUACAUAGCAAACUUUUCACUGAUGCCUCCUCUAGAAGCAUUGGAGCUCUUAAUAAAAUAAACUUCAAUACACGUUUUGUUAUGAAGACUUUAAUGACUAUAUGUCCAGGAACUGUACUGUUGGUUUUUAGUAUCUCCUUAUGGAUAAUUGCUGCAUGGACUGUCCGAGCCUGUGAAAGGUACCAUGAUCAACAAGAUGUCACUAGCAACUUCCUUGGAGCAAUGUGGUUGAUUUCAAUAACUUUUCUCUCCAUUGGUUAUGGUGACAUGGUACCUAAUACAUAUUGUGGAAAAGGAGUCUGUUUACUUACUGGAAUUAUGGGUGCUGGUUGCACUGCGCUGGUGGUAGCUGUGGUUGCAAGAAAAUUAGAACUUACCAAAGCUGAAAAACAUGUGCAUAAUUUCAUGAUGGAUACCCAGCUAACCAAAAGAGUGAAAAAUGCAGCUGCCAAUGUACUCAGGGAAACAUGGCUAAUUUACAAAAAUACAAAGCUGGUAAAAAAGAUAGAUCAUGCAAAAGUAAGAAAACAUCAGCGUAAAUUCUUACAAGCAAUUCAUCAAUUAAGAAGUGUGAAAAUGGAACAGAGGAAGCUAAAUGAACAAGCAAAUACAUUGGUGGACCUGGCCAAGACCCAAAGCCUCAUCUGUGACAUGGUUUCUGAUCUAAAUGAAAGAAGUGAAGACUUUGAGAAGAGGGUUGUUACCCUAGAAAAUAAAUUAGAGACUUUGAUCGGUAGCAUUCAAGCCCUCCCUGUACUAAUAAGUGAAACAGUCAGUCAGCAGCAAAGGAAGUUCAUGGAAGCUCACAUGCAGAGCUUGAACCUGGAAGGUUCCCACAGUGCAGAUCGAUCUCGGUCCUUGAGUCGGAGAAGGAGGUCCUCCUCUACAGCACCACCAACUUCAUCAGAAAGUAGCUAGAAGAGAAUAAGUUAACCACAAAAUAAAAGACUUUUUGCCAUCAUAUGGUCAAUAUUUUAGCUUUUAUUGUAAAGCCCUAUGGUUCUAAUCAGUGUUAUCUGGGUUCUGAUGUCAGAAUUCUGGGAACCUGAACACAAUGUUUUAGGCCAAAAUGAGUGAAAACUCUAUUCUUUUCUUUCAGAUGCACAGAGAAUGCACCUAUUAUUGCUAUAUAGAUUGUUCCUCCUGUAAUUCUACUAACUUUUUAUUCAUGCACUUCAAACUUUACUACUACAGUAUAUAAUAUAAUAAAAAGGUUAAUUUCUGCA
This is a messenger RNA of Monodelphis domestica (gray short-tailed opossum), 3658 nucleotides long. RefSeq names its product potassium calcium-activated channel subfamily N member 2 (gene KCNN2). Gene Ontology annotation, biological process: potassium ion transport. Gene Ontology annotation, molecular function: calmodulin binding; small conductance calcium-activated potassium channel activity. Gene Ontology annotation, cellular component: membrane. Lineage: Eukaryota; Metazoa; Chordata; Mammalia; Didelphimorphia; Didelphidae. The record is from RefSeq and is a predicted model, not a curated record.